UGGAUUAUUCUAUCAAACUUGGUUAAAUUUUUAUUUAAACUAUUGGUUUUGUUUAUUAUAAAUAUUGUGCUUUUGUGUCCAUGGUGCCGAUUGAUAACAUUUUACAAAAUCACGUCUAUCUUAUCCACGUCAAGAGAUACUUGAAAGCAACGCACUACGAUGAAAGAUUUGAAAGCAGAGACCCCAGCGAACGGAAACCUCUCGAAACUGGAGACCAGCAGGUGUGGCAGCAGUGGGGAGGCGCUGCUAAAGCCAUCCACGCCGCCCACGGUCUUGGAAUUGUCUGAACUGUCGCCGGACCAGAAGGCCAGAGACAAUUGGGGCAGCUCCUUGGAGUUUCUGAUGUCCUGCAUCGCCCUAAGCGUGGGAUUAGGUAACGUGUGGAGAUUCCCGUUUACGGCCCUGGAGAAUGGAGGUGGUGCCUUUCUGAUCCCCUACCUGAUCGUUCUGUUUGUGGUGGGGAAGCCGAUUUAUUACAUGGAGAUGCUCCUGGGCCAGUUCUCGAGCCGUGGCAUUGUGCAGGUCUUUGAUUUUGCGCCGCUUAUGAGAGGUGUGGGUUACUCUCAGCUCUUGGCCCUUGGCGUUCUGGCCACGUACUAUGCCUCUGUAAUGGCUCUAACCCUGCGCUACUUCUUCGACUCCUUUGCGGCGGAGCUGCCCUGGAGCUACUGCCGCCCGGAAUGGGGAGAUGGCUGUGUGGGUGCCGCCGCCACCGGAGAAGGUCUUCAAGGAUCCCUGUCUAAAAAUUUCAGCUCAUCGAGCCAGCUCUACCUGCAGCGUAUUGUGUUGAAUGAGACCAGCUCCCUGGAAACAGAUGGAAUCGGCUAUCCCAGUAGCAGCUUGACCCUAAUGCUGGCUCUGUCCUGGCUGACAGUAACCCUGAUCAUCAUCAGAGGCGUCAAGAGCUCCGGCAAAGCAGCCUAUGUCCUAGCCCUAUUCCCCUACGUGGUCAUGUUCAUCCUGCUGAUCAGAGCCGUGACUUUGCCGGGCGCCUAUGAUGGCGUCAUGUACUUUCUGACUCCCCAAUGGGACAAGUUACUGGAACCAGUGGUGUGGUACAAUGCCGUGACCCAGGUCUUCUUCUCCUUGGCCGUGUGCUUCGGAGUGAUCAUCAUGUACUCCUCGUACAACCGAUUCGGACACAAUGUCUACCGCGAUGCCAAUAUUGUUACGACCUUGGAUACCUUUACCUCCCUGCUCUCGGGAGUGAUCAUUUUCGGCAUCCUGGGCAACCUGGCACACGAGUCCGGCACCAAGGACAUUGCCAGCGUAGUGAAGGCUGGUCCUGGCCUGGCUUUCAUCUCCUACCCCGAGGCCAUUGCCAAGUUCAAGGUGAUGCCGCAGAUUUUUUCGCUGCUCUUCUUCGCCAUGCUCUUCAUGCUGGGCGUGGGCAGCAACGUGGGCAUGGUCAGCUGUAUUAUGACGGUUCUGAAGGAUCAGUUUGUCAACCUCAAGCUCUGGAUAAUAGUGGUGUGUCUCUCCGUGAUCGGGUUCCUGGUGGGUCUGGUCUACAUCACGCCCGGAGGGCAGCACAUCAUCACCCUGCUGGAUUUCCAUGGAGUUACUUUUGUUUCCCUGGUGUCGGCCAUCUUUGAGCUGAUUGCCGUGGGAUGGAUUUAUGGCACUAAACGUCUUUGCCAAGAUGCUGAGUACAUGCUGAACAUCAAGACCUCAAAAUACUACCGCAUUUGCUGGUCGAUUGUAACUCCAAUGGUAAUGGUGGUGAUUUUGGUCUAUACUUUGCUGACAAUGCGUCCUUUAAGCUACAAUGGCCAAGAGUUUCCACUGCCUUAUAGAGUUUUCGGCUGGUGUGUCUCUGGAGUUAUCAUUGGGCAGCUGUUCUACUGGGCCUGUCACGCCAACUACAAGCAGCCAAAGGGUUCGUUGAAGUGCCGUAUUAGCAACUCGGCCAAGCCACAUGCAGAUUGGGGACCUCUGGACUUGAAGCAACUAAUGGACUACCAAAUGUUCCUCCGUAACAAGGACGAUACCAACGCCCGAGGACUCAAACAUCGCUGCCUCUGCUACACAGUCGGAGAUAGAAUCUUCGGCUGAGCAGAUAUUUUAUGUAACCAUCCUAUAUAUGUCAUAUUAUGUUGCGUAGUUUCAUUUUAUUUUAUUUCAAUUUUUUUUUCUCGCAUUUAAUAUAUUU
Messenger RNA from Drosophila bipectinata, 2152 nucleotides. Its product is annotated as sodium-dependent nutrient amino acid transporter 1. Gene Ontology annotation, biological process: sodium ion transmembrane transport. The record is from RefSeq and is a predicted model, not a curated record. Gene Ontology annotation, molecular function: L-amino acid transmembrane transporter activity. Gene Ontology annotation, cellular component: plasma membrane. Lineage: Eukaryota; Metazoa; Arthropoda; Insecta; Diptera; Drosophilidae.